AGUCAUUGAAGUCAAGGCACCAAGAUGUAUUUUCCGACUACUCCAGUUACCUCUCGCAGUGGCUAUCUGCGCGGCCGAAAGCGCAUAAAUCCGCAUCCCAUAUCGCAACUGCAGAGUGGAAAACCGACGUCGGAAGACGACCAGGAUAGCACAAAUGUUGAUCUAGAAGAAUCAAUCAGCUCAAGCUACUCAUCGGAGACGGACAUCUCGAUGAACGUGGAGGCGCAGGACACCAGCACGGAUAGUGGUCUGGACACUAGCCAGGAGAGCAGCAACGAACCGCGCUACUCCCUUCGAAAGAUGGAUAAGAAUCCUCUUUAGUGGUUUAUUCAACUGAAUGGUCUACAUGGGUGUAAAGGAACAGCAGCAGCAGCAGUGGCAUCGGGAAAUACUUAAGCGCGAGCGAAAUAUUGAGAUACUCGGUAACGAAUUGAAAUAAAGAGUUAUCCAUAUCCAAAGUCUAGACAUCGUCGAAG
Drosophila melanogaster (fruit fly) is the source of this 476-nucleotide messenger RNA. RefSeq lists its product as uncharacterized. NCBI's taxonomy places the organism in Eukaryota, Metazoa, Arthropoda, Insecta, Diptera, Drosophilidae. The record is from RefSeq and is marked reviewed. Bases 25 to 321 code for a protein of 98 amino acids. The transcript has a single exon.